This is a messenger RNA of Balaenoptera ricei (Rice's whale), 3437 nucleotides long. RefSeq names its product protein O-glucosyltransferase 2 (gene POGLUT2). The transcript has 9 exons. Gene Ontology annotation, cellular component: endomembrane system. Lineage: Eukaryota; Metazoa; Chordata; Mammalia; Artiodactyla; Balaenopteridae. Gene Ontology annotation, molecular function: glucosyltransferase activity; protein binding. Bases 310 to 1902 code for a protein of 530 amino acids. The record is from RefSeq and is a predicted model, not a curated record.
GACGAGUUCGCCCUCAAUGAUGCUCCAGUUACAGAGGCAACGCAAGUUUGUUGUUAUCCCGAGGAAGAGGAGCGGCGAGGUCCUUGCGCAUUUCAGCAGAACUACUGGCACCUUUCAGCUGGACAAGCCAGCGCCCCGGUUGUGACCUUUCCGGGGAGACCCACGCGCCUGCCCAGCACAGCAAAGGACCCCACUUGGAGCCGCGUCUGCUGCUGCGAUCGGCCGACGUGCCCCUGCCGGAGCCGCGGCUGGUUCCGUCCACCUCUUCCACUUCAUUUAUCUGUGGAUCAUUUUGAGUCCAUCUUGUAAAUGUUUAGCACUUUGCUGCUUUACUGCUUCUUUCUGGGGACAGUUCCAGCACUGGCCGAGACCGGCGGAGAGAGGCGACUGAGCCCGGAGAAGAGCGAAAUAUGGGGACCCGGGCUCAAAGCAGCUGUGGUCCUUCCCGCGCGCUAUUUCUACAUCCAGGCGGUGGACACAUCAGGAAAUAAAUUCACAUCUUCCCCGGGUGAAAAAGUGUUCCAGAUUAAAAUCUCAGCCCCAGAUGAGCAAUUCACUAGAGUGGGUGUCCAGAUUCUAGACCGAAAGGAUGGGUCCUUCAUAGUAAGAUACAGAAUGUAUGCGAGCUACGCAAAUCUGAAGAUAGAAGCCAAAUUCCAAGGUCAACAUGUGGCCAGGUCUCCAUAUAUUUUAAAAGGGCCAGUUUACCAUGAGAAUUGUGACUGUCCUUUGGAAGACAGUGCAGCCUGGCUACGCGAGAUGAACUGCCCAGAAACCAUUACUCAAAUUCAGAGAGAUCUGGCACAUUUCCCUACCAUUGAUCCAGAAAAGAUUGCAACAGAAAUCCCGAAAAGAUUUGGACAAAGACAGAGCUUGUGUCAUUAUACCUUGAAGGAUAACAAGGUUUAUAUCAAGACUCACGGUGAACAUGUAGGUUUUAGAAUUUUCAUGGAUGCCAUACUACUUUCUUUGACUAGAAAAGUGAAGAUGCCCGAUGUGGAGUUUUUUGUUAAUUUGGGAGACUGGCCUUUGGAAAAAAAGAAAUCCGAUUCAAACAUCCAUCCGAUCUUUUCCUGGUGUGGCUCCACAGAUUCCAAGGAUAUCGUGAUGCCUACUUACGACCUGACUGACUCUGUCCUCGAAACCAUGGGCCGAGUCAGUCUGGAUAUGAUGUCUGUGCAAGCCAACACAGGUCCUCCCUGGGAAAGCAAAAACUCCACAGCUGUCUGGAGAGGGCGAGACAGCCGAAAAGAGAGACUUGAGUUGGUUAAACUCAGCAGAAAACACCCGGAACUCAUAGAUGCUGCUUUCACCAACUUUUUCUUCUUUAAACAUGAUGAGAGCCUGUAUGGUCCCAUUGUGAAACACAUUUCAUUUUUUGAUUUCUUCAAGCAUAAGUAUCAGAUAAACGUCGAUGGCACCGUUGCAGCCUAUCGCCUACCAUAUCUGCUAGUAGGUGACAGUGUGGUGCUGAAGCAGGACUCCAUCUACUAUGAACACUUUUAUAAUGAACUGCAGCCCUGGAAACACUACAUUCCAGUUAAAAGCAACCUGAGCGAUCUCCUAGAAAAACUUAAAUGGGCAAAAGAUCACGAUGAAGAGGCAAAGAAGAUAGCAAAAACAGGACAAGAAUUUGCAAGAAAUAAUCUCAUGGGUGAUGACAUAUUCUGUUAUUAUUUUAAACUUUUCCAGGAAUAUGCCAGUUUACAAGUGAGUGAGCCCCAAAUCCGGGAGGGCAUGAAGAGGGUAGAACCACAGACCGAGGAUGACCUCUUUCCUUGCACGUGCCAUACGAAGAAGGUAACCAGAACUCACCUUCUAGCCAGUGUCAGAGUAAGAACUAACAGUGAUCCAACUCUUCAUUCAUUCCUUUCCUCGUUCAGUCAGGCAACAGCUACCUGAAUUCCUCCUGGAGCCUCCAAGCAAGUCAUUCUAGCAGAGGCAGAUAAAAUAGAUCCCAACAAGGCAAAAGGCAAGCGCUAAGAUGCAGUGAAGUGAGCUCUCAGCAAAGUGGAGGGAAGCCUUUUUCACUGUGAGAAUUCACAUCACGUGGCAUUUGAAUAGAUGUUUACAGUUUGAAAAGUGUUUUCACACCUGUCAUCUAAGAGCUUCAUCUCCCUGUGUGAUUUUUUCUGCAGAGUUCGUCAUCCCAGUUUAGAGAUGGAAAAACGUAUAACCAUCAUUAUUCAUGUUAACAGAGUAUUCAUUUAAAAGCAAUCUCGGUUGAUACCACUACAUACUGAUUUUGUUUAUAAAAGGCAGAUGCACAUAUGGACUUGGCAGGUUGAAGAGGACCUUAGAGAUCACCCAGUAAAUGCCUUCAUUUUAUAGUUAACAAAACAGAGCCCAAAGAAGAGUUUAGCUCAGAAUCAUCUAUAUCUGGAUUAUAGCAAAGCAAGAACCAGAAGCCAGUGUAUCACCUUCAAAUCGUGUGCAUAAUUGUGCGUAAAGACAGUGUGAUGGGUUGGGGGGGGGGCGGUGAUUAUAGGUAUUUUUCAUUUGAAGGAAUAUAUAUUGUAUAAAGUUAUUAUAUGUAUUAUAUAUAUAUAUAAAAUAUGCUGGCUUGACAUUAUUUUCAGCAACAGCACCAUGUCUCUGAAUGGACAAACUCAGAACUGUGGCAUUGGAACCACAGUUGAGAGCGCAGAUUUGGCAAUUAUUAUGUCUGCCUCGCAAGGGGGUUUAAAAGGAAUAAGGUGACUACCAUCCCCGACGGUGUGAUGGAGCCAGCUUAUACAAGUUCACAGAUGGUUAAAUAUUUAGGAAUUUUUCACAGGGGUUAAAUUUUGGUAGCUUGGAAUCCACAUGGUGGAAGUAUUUACACCAUGACAACAGUACAUGCUACAGAUCAGUUUUGGUUGUCUGUUUUGUUUUGGGGGGGAACUGAUUUGCCACUAACUGGCUCUCAGAAGUGAUACAUCAUCAGCAUUAAUUCCUCUCAGUGCUGCAAGGCCAUAAAACCAGUGAAAGCCAGUGACAAAACAGAAAUUGCCAGAAUCGAAACGUGCUCCCACAUGGAGUUAGUGAUUUGAUAUCAGAACGCUUCUGUUGGCUCCAAGUGAAAGUGGGCAGCUCCCUUUCUCCACUCCUCUUUUUAAAUUUUUAUCUCUAAGUGACUUUGAGGGAUACCAAAUGAUUCCUCUGAUUCAUAGAAGUUAGGGACUAGAAUGAUAGCUUUGUUUAUUUUUUGCCCAUUGUCUACUCUAGCCGUUCACUGAUACCAUUCAUAACGCAAGCCUUUUACCAUAAUACAGACCCUUACAUGUUCAGGUUCCCCACCAAUGUGACCUUACCCUUGGGUGAUUCCAAAUAAUAGUCCUAAAAGCCUCUAGCAAUAACUUGGCUUUUUUUUUUUUCCCCUUCUUUCAUCUUUACGGGAAAAUAAUUAAUAGACUAAUGUAAGCCUUCUUGACUCGUAGAAGACUUCCUGAUGGCUC